UCCGGGUCCUCGGGGUGCUCAUCGCCCUGCCUGGUGAAAGAUGGCAUCCAGCCUGACUUGUACUGGAGUGAUUUGGGCUUUACUCUCCUUCCUCUGUGCAGCCGCCUCUUGUGUGGGGUUCUUCAUGCCUUACUGGCUCUGGGGCUCCCAGCUGGGCAAGCCCGUGUCCUUUGGCACCUUCCGGAGGUGCUCGUACCCUGUGCAUGACGAGAGCCGGCAGACGAUGGUGAUGGUCGAGGAGUGCGGGCGCUACGCCUCCUUCCAGGGCAUCCCCAGUGCUGAGUGGAGGAUCUGCACAGUCGUGACGGGCCUGGGCUGUGGCCUCCUCCUCCUGGUGGCACUUACCGCCCUCAUGGGUUGCUGUGUGUCCGAGCUCAUCUCCAGGACCGUGGGCAGAGUGGCUGGGGGAAUCCAGUUUCUGGGGGGCUUGUUGAUCGGUGCUGGCUGUGCUCUCUAUCCCCUGGGCUGGGACAGUGAAGAAGUCCGGCAGACAUGCGGCUACGUUUCUGGCCAGUUUGACCUGGGCAAGUGUGAAAUCGGCUGGGCCUUCUACUGCACGGGUACAGGUGCUGCGGCCGCCAUGUUGCUGUGCACGUGGCUGGCUUGCUUUUCGGGCAAGAAGCAGAAGCACUACCCAUACUGAGACAGAGCCACCAAGCGCAGACAGAGAAGACGAUGGGCCAGAGGGGCUGGAAGGCGCCGAAACGUGCAUCUACUUUCAGGAGGUGGAAUAGUGGGUUCCGAUCCGAUGCCAUGCUGACGGAAGGAAACCCGACAAAAUCAGGAACGCUGUGUAGGAGGGAAGCUUUGUGGGAUAUUGUCAAACAUGGAGAGGAUGGAAUGAUGAAGAAAAAUGGACCAAAGGCUCAAACUAUUGCAGGGCAUCGGGUGUUUCUAUUCCACAGAGUGUUGUUAAUAUAUAAUACACACACACACACACACACACACAUACACACCCAGAUCUGUAUAUGCAAAUAAGGGUUUGUUCUUGUUUCUUUUUUUUUUUUUUAAGUGAGGGCCAGGAAAUCAAAAGGGCUAGUAGAAUCAGUGUUAUGUUGGCAAGCAGGGCACCCCGCAGACUGUCCCUGUAGGUCAUGGCCCUCUUGAAAGCACACGAGCAUAUAUAGACAUAGCCAUUCACACACACACCCAUGCACAGACAUGCGGAUUGUCACACAGACUGUAUAGGAGGUUUAGUGGUGCAUCGCUCCUCUGUUUUGUUUUGUUUUUUUACUAUCCAUUAAAUACAAUAUUAUCACUUAUAAAGCAUACAUUAAACCUAGCAAAUGGACCAAUAAGCCACUGUAUCAGUAUUUUGUAUAUCCUGCAUAAACACUACACCCUCGACAUGUUUUCAGUGUUUAUGCAGGCCUUUAGCAUUAAGCAUUUGUAUUUCAAUGUUAUUCAAAGAUAUGCAAUAUUUCUCUGAGUAGUGUCUGCAAUGAUAUUAUUAUGAAGUUAAGGGGCAACUUUCUGCCCACCAUAGGAGAGAAUUCAGCUGAAGACAAGAGAGUAAUGAGAGACAUUUUCCAGUCAUUGGAUCUUGUUUUCUUUUGUUCAUUAUUGUACUGUGCUGUACCCCAUUUAUUUCAAUAUUCAUUUUGUAAGAAAAUUAAAAAGUGCUAUUUUGUUUGUAUCUGAAAAGCUCGGUGAAUAAAUUCUUUCUUUGAGCAAUA
Molecule: messenger RNA, 1676 nt
Organism: Carlito syrichta (Philippine tarsier)
Lineage: Eukaryota; Metazoa; Chordata; Mammalia; Primates; Tarsiidae
Gene: LHFPL6
Product: LHFPL tetraspan subfamily member 6
Exons: 3
Coding region: 41-643 (200 amino acids)
Cellular component (GO): membrane
Source: RefSeq, a predicted model, not a curated record